Molecule: messenger RNA, 3802 nt
Organism: Kogia breviceps (pygmy sperm whale)
Lineage: Eukaryota; Metazoa; Chordata; Mammalia; Artiodactyla; Physeteridae
Gene: LEMD2
Product: LEM domain nuclear envelope protein 2
Biological process (GO): nuclear envelope organization; negative regulation of BMP signaling pathway
Molecular function (GO): chromatin DNA binding
Source: RefSeq, a predicted model, not a curated record
GCUAAGGAUUCCAUCUCCCGACUCUCAGUAGUGCUUGUCUUUCACCACUGUCGACUAAAAUGCACUACUUAAAAGUUGAGAGUUAUGUUCUAUUCAGCAGGCAUUCUUAGGACUUCAAGCCUGGGAGAGAGCCUCUCAGAUAACACUGAGAAAACGGUUCCGAAGGGGAAGAGGGGCAACUACCUGCAACACCACCAGGUAGUUGAAACAAAAGAUAACUGUCAAUAAAAGAAAACCAGAUAACUCAAGUUAAGGAAUUUAGCACUUUUCUAUGUAUGGGACGAUGCAAGAGUCUGGGCUCACUUAAACCAUUCUUUCACAUGCACCUUAGCUAUCUGGGGCCAGUAUCCUGUGUUUUCUCAUCCAGUUUCCUCAAGCUACACUGUGGGGAGUGGCUGCUAGAUGGCGGGCAUCCCUUGUUUCCUUCUUGAGUUCCCUCAGGGCUCAUCAUUGGGGGUGACUGUAACGUGGUGGCUAGAUCCCUAGUUUACUGAUACGGCAGGUAAUAUUUUCUUACCAUUAAGUAAUUCAUCCAUUAAAUCAACAUGACUUUAUCGAGUGCCUACCACGUGCCAGGGACUGUGCAAGGGGAGGAUUCAGAGGUAAACACCACUUGCUCUUACAGACGAAAUGGACUGAGCAAGGUGGGAAAGGAAAAAGGAAACAAAAACAAAACGCCAAAAACCCUCAGACCUCCCCAACAUGGCAGCCUUGGAGGCUGAUUCUGACCUCCUCAUCAUGGCCCGCCCAUAGUGCGCUGCAGACCUUCUCAACAUGGCGAUUAAGAACGACCUUCUCAACAUGGCGCGGGCCCCGCCCGCUCCGCCGCGGCCGCCGGCGGGAACAGUUCCGGGUGCGGUGUGCGCCGGGGGCAGGCGGGGGGCGGCGUCCUGGCCAUGGCCGGCCUCUCGGACCUGGAGCUGCGGCGGGAGCUGCAGGCCCUGGGCUUCCAGCCAGGACCCAUCACCGACACCACCCGGGACGUCUACCGCAACAAGCUGCGCCGCCUGAGGGGCGAGGUCCGGCUGCGCGGCGAGGAGCGGCUGCGGGAGGAGGCCCGGGCAAGGGGCGAGGAGCGGCUGCGGGAGGAGGCCCGGGCAAGAGGCGAGGAGCGGCUGCGGGAGGAGGCCCGGCUGCGCGAAGAGGCUCCAAUUCGCGCCCGGCCCGCCGCGUCCUCCCUGCGGUCGGAACCCUGGCCCUCCCCGCCGGCCUCGGGCCCGGCCUACACGACCUCUGGGGCCUGCGGCGACAUCGGGGCCUCCGCCGCUUCCUGGUCCAGGAGCCGCGGCCUCGCCUACCCCCCGCGCCCCGCGCCGCUCAGACGCCGGGCCUCGGUCCGGGGCAGCUCCGAGGAGGACGAGGACUGCCGGCCACUCGACAGGGCUGCGCCGGGCCCCGGCCACGGAGUCCGUCGGUGGUGGGCCUCAUCCCUGGCCCCAGUGCGGCCGUCCUCCGCCCUCCUCGGUCCCGACCCGCGCCCGGGCCUGCGGGCGACGAGAGCGGGCCAGGCGGGCGCGGCGCGGGCCCGGCCCGAGGUGGGGCGGCGGCUGGAGCGCUGCCUCUCCCGGCUCCUCCUCUGGGCCAGCCUGGGGCUGCUGCUCGUCUUCUUGGGCAUCCUCUGGGUGAAGAUGGGCAAGCCCUCGGCGCCGCAGGAGGCGGAGGACAACAUGAAAUUAUUGCCAGUGGACUGUGAGACAAAAACAGAUGAGUUCUGUCAGGCCAAGCAGAAGGCGGCCUUGCUGGAGCUGCUGCACGAGCUGUACAACUUCCUGGCCAUCCAAGCGGGUAAUUUUGAAUGUGGAAAUCCAGAGAAGCUAAAAAGCAAAUGCAUUCCUGUAAUGGAAGCCCAGGAAUAUAUAGCAAAUGUGACCAGCAGCUCCUCCGCCAAGUUUGAAGCUGCACUGACCUGGAUUCUGAGCAGUAACAAGGACGUGGGCAUCUGGUUGAAAGGGGAAGACCCGUCCGAGCUGGUGACCACGGUGGACAAGGUGGUCUGCCUGGAGUCGGCCCGCCCCCGCAUGGGUGUCGGCUGCCGCCUGAGCCGCGCCCUGCUCAUGGCCGUCACCAAUGUGCUCAUUUUCUUCUGGUGCUUGGCCUUUCUGUGGGGGCUCCUGAUCCUCCUGAAAUACCGGUGGCGGAAGUUGGAAGAGGAAGAGCAGGCCAUGUAUGAGAUGGUGAAGAAGAUUAUAGAUGUGGUCCAGGACCACUACGUGGACUGGGAGCAGGACAUGGAGCGCUACCCAUACGUGGGCAUCCUACACGUGCGUGACACCCUGAUCCCGCCCCAGAGCCGGAGACGCAUGAAGCGGGUCUGGGACCGGGCCGUGGAGUUCCUGGCCUCCAACGAAUCCCGGAUCCAGACAGAGUCCCACCGCGUGGCUGGAGAAGACAUGCUGGUGUGGAGAUGGACUAAGCCCUCUUCCUUCUCUGACUCAGAGCGAUAAACCCUGGGCGGGGGGCCUGUUCCCAAUCAGCCAGUCCCCUCCAGGGGCGUGAGAGGGCCACCAUCCUGCUGGUGCUGAGUUCACACUUGCCUUGACUUUCACCCUCCUCCUGACCCUGGUUCCAAAGGUGUCUCUGUGAGACUCUUCAGAGACGAGCUUUCAGAAGGAAAGCGUGGGCUUCCUCGAAAGGCCAGGGGAGAAGACCAGGUGGGCAGCUGCCCUCUGCGUUGGUCUGAUCCUCUCUUCCCCAUUUUGCUGGUAGAAAGGGGAGAAGGGUUUUUCAUGGAAAGAUAAAAGCUCAGCAGCCGUGAGCCCCUGCAGAGCAAGUGUGCAGCUGGGUGUGUGGAGCACGCGUCAGCGAGGUGGGCCCCGCGCCUGUGGGAGGUGGGUCGGGAUGGCGGCUGGGACCGCAGGGGUUGGGGAGCACCUUGGUCAUGUGCCUUUCGGGGGGUGUUAACGUGGGAGCUCAAGGGUGAGGGGAGAAACCCUGCCCUUUAGCUGGAUUGGGCCUCUUAAUCCUGGAGGGGUAAGGUGCUAGAAAUUAGAACAAGUAUUGUAGGAGAACUGUCUAGACACGCGGCCCGGGCACGCGGGGCCUCAGGUCGGGAGGAAUGAGCAGCUAGGGUGGCCUCCCGGGAGGAACCUGGAGUCGGUGACGACGCGCCCCCGAGGUCGAGUCGCCGCCGGCCCCCAUCUGGGCGGCCCCGCCGGAGGCGGCCUCCCCAGUCCAGGCCUGCAGCUGCGGCGCGUCACCCGAUCGCGCUCCAGGACCUGGGGAUCCUCGCACUUCCUGUGGGCGAAGAUCGCCUCGUUUACGGCGACCACGCCUCCCCACACCGGGCACUUUCCAGGGAACGUCAGCCAGUGGUUUCAGUGCGCAGGGUGCGGCCUCACCUCCUCCCCCUGCUGGCCGCCGGGAGCGACCCCGCUGCGCGGACCUUCGCCCGCCCGCCAGCGCCUCUCCGCCAGGCGGAGCGACCUCCGGAAACCUCCGCGGGGGCCUUAUUAGUUAAGGGCCGGGAGUCUCUCCAUCAGAGCAGCAUCUCCAUAAGUUCUCGUCCGCGGCGGGCGGGAGAGGGGGCGAGCCGAGGAGACGGAACAGCUGCUUCCAAAAGGCAUUAAGCACCCCUCUCUGGUCUUAUUGGUAUUUUUUUGUUUCCUUAAUGAAGCGCCAGUCUCUCAUUUGAGCAAUACUCUCUCUCAUUUCCUCUGAUGUCUGGGUGAUCGGCGGGGCUGGAAUCCGAGCUCCGGCGCCGUGGCAACGCAACAGUCUCAUAAUCAGGCUCCAGCCAGAAGAAGAAACUGCAACAGGCUUCACUGUCAGGGCUGAAACUGUUGGAUAAAUAAACUAUUUAUUU